Centropristis striata (black sea bass) is the source of this 1753-nucleotide messenger RNA. Its product is annotated as neurogenic differentiation factor 4-like. Gene Ontology annotation, molecular function: protein dimerization activity. The coding region runs from base 1 to 993 and encodes 330 amino acids. NCBI's taxonomy places the organism in Eukaryota, Metazoa, Chordata, Actinopteri, Perciformes, Serranidae. The record is from RefSeq and is a predicted model, not a curated record. The transcript has a single exon.
AUGAUGAUUAAGCCGUAUGUGAGGCAAGGCGAGGGAGAGGAGGUGGUCAGCCCUCCACAGUGGAUGGAUGGAGACAUGAGCUCACCUGACGGAGAUGGAUCAGUCUCAUCACAGCACUACAGGGCAGUGGACCAACAGGACAGGGAGAUGGGGAGUGAGGAUGCACAGGAAGACGAGGAGGACGAGGAGGAGGGACAGGAGGAUGAAAACGAAUCCAAACGACGCGGACCCAAGAAAAAGCGGAUGACCAAGGCCCGGCAGGAACGAUUUCGUGCGAGGCGUGUUAAGGCCAAUGCCAGGGAGCGUUCGCGCAUGCACGGUCUGAAUGAUGCGCUGGAGAACCUGCGCACCAUCAUGCCAUGCCACUCCAAAACACAGAAACUGUCCAAGAUCGAGACGUUAAGGCUGGCCCGCAACUACAUCUGCGCUCUGUCCGAGGCCUUGGAGGGCGGGCUCUCCACAGAGAGCAGGGCCUUCAUGGAGACACUCUGUAAGGGCCUCUCGCAGCCCACCAGCAACCUGGUGGCCGGCUGCUUGCAGCUGGGACCAGCUACCGGUGCUGGGAUGAGGCCUGAGGACAGACACAGAGUUCGGGCAGCGCCGGCUCCUCUCGGUGGCAUGGUGAGCUAUGCCUCUCCGGGCCUGCCAAGUCCCCCGUAUGGCACUUUUGACUCUGCUCACCUGCUUCACCUAAGGGCCAUGAAAGGAGGAGUGUACGAGAAUCACUCGCCAAAUGAGUACAAUGCUGGCGGUGUUGGUACGCCUCCAUACGACGGCCCCCCUACACCGCCUCUGAGCAUCAGCAGUAACCUGGUGCCCAAACAGGAGCCUUCACCCCACUACCCACCCCCACAUCACUACUCCCCCUCCCCUGUGGACCAAGGCCUGUAUCAGACUCAGACUGGCUAUGACGUACACUUAGAGGGGCCGUAUGACUCCUACCAUCCACAGCACAUGCCGCCCCGACAGAUAACCUCCGUCUACAGAGACUAAGACGGGUCAGGAGGGUCGAUUCUGCUUUAGCCAUCAAGACGACCGACUGUUUGUCGACAUGAACACUGACUGAAGGAUCAGUCACUCUAAGUGGACAGUCUGUUAUUAGAGGAACUGUAGAGUAAAACAUUUGUUUACAUGUGUGGUGCACUUAGACUAGCACUGCUCAACAUUGCUACAAUUAGAACACACUUGACUUAAACCACUACAUUUUUUACUAUCUUAAAACACUGAUUACCAAAUAAUUUUGACCAGAUAUCCUGUUACUGUGAUACAAGCACUUCUAAUCUAGCUUUGGUAACAUCAAAUAUUCUACAUAAAUUAAAAGUAUUUUUAUUUAUUAUCUAAUUUAAUACAGUGUAUAUGGACUUUGUUCUCAUGUGCAGGUGUGUGUCUGGUUUUCCUUUUGUACAUAUUUGUGAUCAAGGCUCCUCUUUGUCUGCUGCUUAGACUGAUAGUUCAGCUCUUGUGUUACUUUUGUGUCCUUUUCUUUGUUGUUUAUUACAAUAUUUCAUGUUUUGCACUCGAAACGUACUCAGAGGUAGAUUUUGUAGCGAGAUGUAAUUGAUCUUUGGAUGCUGUUGUCUGCAGAACGAAGAUGUUUUGAUUGAAAAUGGAUGAAGGUGAGGAAGCAAAAAUGUCAUUCUCAGGUUAUUAUUAUGGAAAUGCACAUCUAAUUUCCAACAAAUUUGCAUUAGAUUACCAUUUCAUUUUUCUUUGUCUUUUAUCAUUUAUCAUUUCUGUUGUCUUUUUGAAAAUU